Molecule: messenger RNA, 645 nt
Organism: Gongylonema pulchrum
Lineage: Eukaryota; Metazoa; Nematoda; Chromadorea; Rhabditida; Gongylonematidae
Source: the annotation of a GenBank genome assembly
AUGACGAGACCUGCCUCUCGACUUUCAAUCCCGCUGAUCGACGCAUUCAACCCGUUUGAAACACCCCAGCAACAGACUGCUGCAGCCAAAGCUGUUUCAAAUCAGUUAGCAGACUGGCUCCAGCGAUUGCGCACAGAUUUGAUUCGGCCGUUUUCAACUUCCGGUGGUACUGUGGACUCAACUGUUGGAUCGCCGAAUACCAUCAGUACAAUUCAAACACAUCCAUAUGCUGGCAAUGCCACACAAUUUGGCCAGCUACCUGAGGUCUCUGUUGCCGAGGCAGGUAAUGAAAAAGACCGCGAGAAAACCUUGAGCAGUGACGGCGUCCAGGUGGAACACCAGAGUCGUCCAGUUCUUGGUGAUUUCAGCAGUGAAAAUGACGGCAGUGAAGCAAUCAUUCACCCAAGCACUUCAGUCACUGUGACUAGCACGGAGAGUGCGAGACAAGAUAAGAACGGUACUGCCGAAAAUACUGAAAACUAUUACGAUGGUGACUUUGGCGUGGAAAAAAUUCCAGAAGCCGAAGAAAGUGACGAGACAACAGUCAAGGAACCCGACGACAGCAGCGGAUUGUUGGAGAGGAAAGUACUCGGAACAGAACUUGCAGAUCCAAUUCAAACGCCCGUUCCGCAAACUAAGGUUUAA